AAAGUCCUGUUUGAUCAGUUUGACCCUGGGAACACGGGCUACAUCAGCACAGGCAAGUUCCGGAGCCUCCUGGAGAGCCACAGUUCCAAGCUGGACCCACACAAAAGGGAGGUGCUCCUGGCUCUUGCAGACAGCCACGCGGAUGGGCAGAUCUGUUACCAGGAUUUUGUCAACCUGAUGAGCAACAAGAGGUCCAACAGCUUCCGCCAGGCCAUCCUGCAGGGCAACCGCAGGCUGAGCAGCAAGGCCCUGCUGGAGGAGAAGGGGCUGAGCCUCUCGCAGCGACUGAUCCGCCACGUGGCCUAUGAAACCCUGCCCCGGGAGAUUGACCGCAAGUGGUACUACGACAGCUACACCUGCUGCCCCCCGCCCUGGUUCAUGAUCACGGUCACACUGCUGGAGGUUGCCUUUUUCCUCUAUAAUGGGGUGUCGCUGGAUCAAUUUGUGCUGCAGGUAACCCAUCCACGUUACUUGAAGAACUCCCUGGUUUACCACCCUCAGCUCCGAGCACAGGCUUGGCGCUACCUGACGUAUAUCUUCAUGCAUGCAGGGAUAGAACACCUGGGACUCAAUGUGGUGCUGCAGUUGCUGGUGGGGGUGCCCCUGGAGAUGGUGCAUGGAGCCACCCGGAUCGGGCUUGUCUACAUGGCUGGCAUUGUGGCAGGGUCCUUGGCAGUGUCUGUGGCUGACAUGACGGCACCAGUGGUGGGCUCUUCUGGAGGGGUAUAUGCACUCGUCUCUGCCCAUCUGGCCAACAUCGUCAUGAACUGGUCGGGUAUGAAGUGCCAGUUCAAGCUGCUGCGGAUGGCUGUGGCCUUGAUCUGUAUGAGCGUGGAGUUUGGGCGGGCCGUGUGGCUCCGCUUCCACCCAUCAGCUUAUCCUCCGUGCCCUCACCCGAGCUUCGUGGCACACUUGGGUGGCGUGGCCGUGGGCAUCACCCUGGGUGUGGUGGUCUUGAGGAACUAUGAGCAGAGACUGCAGGACCAGUCACUUUGGUGGAUUUUUGUGGCCAUGUACACCAUCUUUGUGCUGUUUGCCAUCUUCUGGAACAUUUUUGCGUACACCCUGCUGGAUUUGAAGCUGCCACCGCCACCCUAAGGGGCUGAAGAACUGAGGUGGGGCAGGGGAGGGAGAAGCAGCACCCAAAGGGACAUCUGUGUUCUUUUUUCUCAUCAGCAGCUCAGUGAGGCUGGGCAGGCGAAGACAAGAGACUGGACUGUGGUAAUAUUUGUGUUCAGAUGUGGACAGACAGUGGAGACUCUUUUUUGAAAGGCACCUGGUGGAGGAGUCAGAUGUGCCUGCCAUCAUUUUUCUGGCUGUUCUGAUGACAUUGGGCCAGGGCGAAGGCCUGUGUGGGGGGACAGUGACACUCCCUGGGGGCUGGGCAUGUUCCAUGGAGUCAGGGGUCCCCUCUCUCUGCCACAGAUUGAGCAGCAGUCUUCUCCCUCAUCUGAGAUGCGAAGGGACGUAAGGAAGGCCUAAGGAUUGUUUUGGCCUGGCAGGCCCCUCUCCAGCCCAGAGGCCAUUGCAGGCCAGGCAGUGUUCCCUGUACAGUUGCUGGGCUGGAACUCUGGGGUGAGAAGAGGGCCUGGUGCUGGAUGUAUUGACUUUGACCUGGGUGAGCCCAGGGUGCCCUCCUGGUGUUGGUGGGCACUGGAGCAUGGCCUCUCCUGCCUGGGCUGGGCAGAGAAUGAGAUGCUGUAGGAUGCAGGCCCACUCUUGCCCUGGGGGUACCCAGUGAGAGGGACCCAAGCAGGGUGAAUAAACUUCAUCCCAAGU
This is a messenger RNA of Galeopterus variegatus (Sunda flying lemur), 1779 nucleotides long. RefSeq names its product rhomboid, veinlet-like 3 (Drosophila) (gene RHBDL3). Gene Ontology annotation, molecular function: serine-type endopeptidase activity. NCBI's taxonomy places the organism in Eukaryota, Metazoa, Chordata, Mammalia, Dermoptera, Cynocephalidae. The coding region runs from base 178 to 1098 and encodes 306 amino acids. The record is from RefSeq and is a predicted model, not a curated record. The transcript is spliced from 8 exons. Gene Ontology annotation, cellular component: membrane.